CGUCGCUCCUCUCUGCUCACCUCUCCACCACUCCCCCGCCACCCAGACCGCGAUGGCGGCGCCGCUCGCCCCCCUCACCGCCGCCCGCCUCGGACGCGGCCUCGGCCAGCGCCACCGGGUGCUCCUCCUAGCCUCCGUCCGCCACUACGGCGCUCUCCCUGCUCCCCUUUCCGUUCUCGCCCCGCGGCGCCGGCCACCUCACCCGCCUCCUCGCCACCUCACCCGCUCCCUCGCCGCCGCCACGGUCGUCUCUGAGCCCCAGGCAGACUUAGAGUCUGUUCCAGCGACAGUAAGCAAGGGGCGCAUCUACCAUGAGACAUACGGGUGCCAAAUGAAUGUAAACGAUAUGGAGAUUGUGCUUUCGAUCAUGAAAAAAGAAGGGUACAAUGACAUUGUUCCUGACCCCGAAAGUGCAGAGAUAAUAUUUAUCAACACCUGUGCAAUCCGUGAGAAUGCAGAGCAGAAGGUUUGGCAGCGGCUUAACUACUUUUGGUUCCUGAAAAGGCAAUGGAAAGCUAAUGUUGCUGGAGGGAGAUCAAAAUCUCUGCGUCCACCCAAGAUUGCUGUUCUUGGGUGCAUGGCAGAGCGGUUGAAGGAGAAAAUACUUGAUUCAGAUAAGAUGGUUGAUGUUGUCUGUGGACCGGAUGCGUACAGGGACUUGCCUAGGUUGCUCCAGGAAGUCGAUUAUGGGCAGAAGGGUAUAAACACACUCCUCUCACUUGAGGAGACUUAUGCUGACAUCACCCCAGUGAGGAUUUCCGACAAUUCGGUUACCGCGUUCGUUUCAAUUAUGAGGGGUUGUAAUAAUAUGUGCUCGUUUUGCAUUGUUCCCUUUACUAGGGGCAGGGAGAGGUCGCGCCCAGUAUCGUCUGUUGUCCGAGAAGUUGGUGAGCUCUGGGAUGCAGGUGUUAAAGAAGUAAUGCUUCUUGGUCAGAAUGUAAACAGUUAUAAUGACACUUCUGAAGUUGAGGAGUUGGAGCCUGGUAAAAACUGGCAGCUCAGCGAAGGAUUUUCCAGCAGGUGCAAGGUGAAGGAUAUGGGGUCGCGUUUUGCUGAUCUCCUGGAUCAGCUGUCUCUGGAAUACCCUGAGAUGCGGUUCAGGUUUACCUCUCCACAUCCAAAGGAUUUCCCUGAUGAGUUGCUAUAUUUGAUGCGGGAUAGGCACAACAUCUGCAAACAAAUUCACUUGCCAGCACAAUCAGGCAGCACAGAGGUACUGGAACGAAUGAAGCGGGGUUACACUCGAGAAGCAUAUUUGGAGCUUGUGCAAAAAAUUCGUAAUGUCAUUCCAGAUGUUGGGCUCAGCAGUGAUUUCAUAAGUGGCUUUUGUGGAGAGACAGAAGAUGACCAUGCCGACACUCUUAGCCUUGUAAGGGCUGUUGGAUAUGAUAUGGCUUACAUGUUUUCAUAUAGCAUGAGAGAGAAGACCCAUGCUCACCGGAAUUAUGAGGAUGAUGUCCCGGCUGAUGUUAAACAGAGGAGACUUACAGAGCUAAUCAACACCUUCCGUGAAACCACAAGAAAGAUCUAUGACUCUCAGGUUGGCACAACACAACUUGUUCUAGUCGAAGGCCCCAAUAAGCGAGCUCCUGAAACAGAGCUGUUUGGAAAAACAGAUAGGGGGCACAAGGUCUCGUUUACCAGUCUCCCUGUACCGCACACAUCUGAAGGUGACGGUGCUCGUAAGCCAGUGGUUGGUGACCUUGUUGAGGUAAAAAUUCUCAGGUCAUCGACAGCAUCAUUAUCUGGAGAGCCAAUUGCGCGCACAAGCUUGGGCAUGUACUGCAAGAAUCAUGCAUCCGAUGCAUCUGCUGUUGCUGCCUAAGGAGUAGUCAAGUUCAUGGCAUUCCUCACCUGAACUGAAACCAGAGAACCCUGCGCAAUGUUUCACUUGAAAUGACUGCAAUUGGGAUCAUACGGUGCAAUUUAACUUAGUGUGGACAUCUUUUCUUUUGCGGAGGAAAUAUUUGAUUUGUCUAGUUUUGGGUGGAAAGGUAGUGUCGUGUUAUGCUGCGAGCAGCUGAAAUGAAAAUAAUUGUCCACCUAUACUAAUCAUUCCAUGGUGCGUCUGUGGAUGAUCGGUAACCAUUGAGUCAUGCAAUGGAGGCGGCAAACUAAACAAUUGUACAUCUUUCAAUAACAACAAUCUUAAUAUUACUAGAAGUUGUAUGUCA
Molecule: messenger RNA, 2174 nt
Organism: Lolium perenne
Lineage: Eukaryota; Viridiplantae; Streptophyta; Magnoliopsida; Poales; Poaceae
Product: CDK5RAP1-like protein
Biological process (GO): negative regulation of cyclin-dependent protein serine/threonine kinase activity; tRNA modification
Cellular component (GO): cytosol; mitochondrion
Molecular function (GO): tRNA-2-methylthio-N(6)-dimethylallyladenosine(37) synthase activity; 4 iron, 4 sulfur cluster binding
Source: RefSeq, a predicted model, not a curated record